GUGUUGAUCCUCUAUUCGCAUCUGACAGAAUAACGGGCGUGGAAGCACGCUUGAAGAAUGAACCAGUGUCAUGACUCAACCAUGAAGCCGCAGCGCCGCCGACUGCAAGCCUGCUUUUAGAGGCAUUAAGACAGGCACUUCGUGCGACGCCUCAUCCGCCAUAUUGAAAUUGCCAGAACGCGCUGGCUGGAUCGUCCGUAUCCACAACACAAAAUAUCGUGAGUAUGACGCAGACCGUGCAAACCAACGGGGUGCAACCCCUCAGCAAGACGUGGGAACUCAGUCUCUAUGAGCUACAGAGGACUCCACAGGAAGCCAUCACAGACGGGCUGGAAAUCGCUGUGUCUCCCCGCUCCCUCCACAGUGAGCUGAUGUGCCCCAUCUGUCUGGACAUGCUCAAGAACACCAUGACAACCAAGGAGUGCCUCCACCGCUUCUGCGCUGACUGCAUCAUCACAGCCCUCAGAUCAGGCAAUAAGGAAUGUCCUACAUGCAGAAAAAAGCUAGUGUCUAAGCGUUCCCUGCGGCCGGACCCAAACUUUGACGCCCUCAUCAGUAAGAUCUACCCGAGCCGGGAUGAGUAUGAGGCCCAUCAGGAAAGAGUUUUGGCACGCAUCUCCAAACACAACAACCAGCAGGCCCUGUCCCACAGCAUCGAGGAGGGCCUCAAGAUACAGGCCAUGAACAGGCUGCAGCGGGGGAAGAAGCAUCAGCUGGAGAACGGGAGUGGGGCAGAGGACAAUGGUGACUCCUCCCACUGCAGUAACGCCUCAGUCCACUCCAACCAGGUUUAUCAGAAAUUCCAGUUGAAAAAUCUGGAUGGAAAAAGUGGAAAAUCCGGAAUCCUCCAACCAGCGUUUCUUGAAACCCUGGGAAUUUUGGAGGCGGGGCCGAGCAUCAAGCGCACCAAGACGUCGGACGACUCUGGUCUGGAUAUGGACAAUGCCACGGAGAACGGAGUGGGCGGGGACUUGGCGAUGGACGGGGCCAGUGAGAUUGAGCUGGUGUUCCGCCCACACCCGACUCUCAUGGACAAGGAGGACACGGCACAGACCAGUGUGGAGUUUGUGCCUCGGUACAUCAAGACGUCCGGUAACGCCACAGUGGACCACCUCUCGAAAUACCUGGCGGUGCGUCUGGCCCUGGAGGAGCUCCGGAAGAACGGAGAGGCCAGUCCCAUCAACGUAGACGCUGCCUCUGAGAAACAGUACACCAUCUACAUCCCCACAGCCAACGCCCAGUUCACGGUGCUGAACGGGUCUUUCUCCUUGGAGUUGGUCAGUGAGAAAUACUGGAAGGUCAACAAGCCAAUGGAGCUUUACUUCGCCCCGACCAAGGAGCACAAGUAGACCCACCUGGAGUACCCCUGGGCUGUGGCCCAAAUGGGACUCUAUCCCCUCUGUAGUGCACUACUUUCAACCAGGAGGGCACUGUAUAGGGAAUGGAUUUCCCUUUCUGGACCCACACCUACCAGGAAGACAAGCUAUCUAACGGAACCUCUAUGGACUGAUACUCUCUCUCUACAUAUCUCCCCCCCCCCCCUCUCUCCCCCCCCUAUCCCCCUCCCCCCCUCUCUCUCUCUAUCUCUCUCACCAUGUCUGGUAUAUAUUAGAUGGUACCACAUCAGUGUAAGACCCAACGUCUGAACUACCUGACAUGGUUCCUGUUCAGGCACAACACCUUAAUCUUCAUGGGGGCAUCACAGCAAUACCAUUCUGGAUGAAACAGCUCACUAUCCUCUGCUGAUGGAAAAGGCCAGAAAUUUUACAGGACUUUCUACUGUCAGACCAGCGAGCGGGUCAACUUCCUGUCAGGCCAGCGGUUGGUCUAUUUCAUACCUGACUAAACUGUUGUGUGCGUUCCAACUGGCCCCCUUUUCCCUAAAUUGUGCCCCUUGGAUCCAUGUGGACCUGGCAACACACUGCUUAGGAAUUAGGGAGACGUUUGGGACACAUUCUCAAAGAAUUGUGACUGGCUGCCUGAAGGGCUGUGACUCGGGAGUGCGCCUUUUGGCUAGUUCCUGCUGAAGGGCUGUGACUCGGGAGUGCGCCUGUUGGCUAGUUCCUGUGUUUAAAGGGUUAGUUCAGGAUUUUGAGAAUGAGGCUUUAUAUCUACUUCCCCAGAGUGAGUCAAACACGUGGACACCAUUUUUAUGUGGAUGAAAUGCCUCAUUACCAACAUGGUCGAGCCAUCCCUUUGGGUCCUCAUACUGAGACGGGGCCUAGUAGUCCCAGGGACUCUGGAUAACUGUGGCUGCCUCAGGACUCGUUUUUUAAAUGGUCUUUUUGUACCUGGGGGUUGGGAGCGGCACGGUUCAGGGACGUCGGGUGGGAGGCUUUUGGAGAUAUUGCCGGUGUGUGUAUGGAGGUCCUCUUCUUUGUUUUUUAAAUCUUUUCUCGACCGACACCGUGGUUUAAAAUGUCGUCAGGCUAGUUUUAUAUGAACCCAUGUAACUGUUGUAUGUGUUGACAUGGUCUGUCUCUCCAAUGCCACCCUGUUCCCUGUGAAGUAGUGCAUUUAAAAAGAGAAUAGAGGGUCAUUUGGGAUGGAACCAUGAUGUCUCAGUCAGAUCUGGCAGACCAGACCGUAGCCAUGGCAACACGUCAUUUAUAUAUCGAUCAUGACAUUGUAGAGUCUACAGUCCUUUUUCUGUUGUCUCCAUCAACGGUUGUAUUUCAGUAAUGGACCCCUAAUCAUUUAGAUUUAGCCAAUAGGAGCAACCUAAAACCAGUGCACCAAAUAUGGAAUAGGGUGUCAUUUCCGGAUGAACAAGUAUGUUAUAUGACACAAUGACAUUCUACUGGUUACCUAGAAACGGAUCUCAGCUCCUCUCAUGGUCAGUAUCCCUCUGAGGGGCCUUCCAACUGUUGCCGUAGAAACGGUUAUCAUUCAUGGUUUGGGACAACUUCUGUUCAGUUCAGGCAGAUCCAGUGAAAUCUAAGGGAAAUUAUUUAUAAACAGGAAGGAAACUGGCUCAUCUCUAUGAGAAGGACGGAUCUGUCCUGUGAGAUCUUCAAGGAUCCAGCGGUUUUUGAAAAACACGGGUCUAAUUGACCAACAUUAGAAUUGAAUUGCUGUGUUUUAUAAGCUCAGUGGAGCCUCUGUCUAGGUCAAUGCUACAGAGGUAUUUCCUAUGAUUGUAUAUUAACUCCACCUUCCACCAUGUUCUGGCAAAGGACACAUUCAGAACUCAAUUACACAAAACUGCAUAUGCUGUGGAAAUAGCAAUCUGUGUACAUAAACCAAACAACCCCCUUCAUUUGAGAUGUGUUCCCCAAUCGUGUUUUCUCCCUGCAAAAAAUAUUUCAUAGCAAUGAUACUAGAGAAGAAAAAUGUAUAUAAUGAUUACUUUUUAGAAGCAUGUUGAGUUUUUUGUUUGACAACCUCCUUUGCAUAAAUAUCAGUUAUUGUUGUUUGGGAAACUGUACCACACUAUCUGUUUGGAAAUUAAAUGACAAAAUGUGUGUAAAACAU
Molecule: messenger RNA, 3474 nt
Organism: Esox lucius (northern pike)
Lineage: Eukaryota; Metazoa; Chordata; Actinopteri; Esociformes; Esocidae
Gene: rnf2
Product: ring finger protein 2
Exons: 10
Coding region: 225-1349 (374 amino acids)
Cellular component (GO): PcG protein complex; ubiquitin ligase complex
Molecular function (GO): ubiquitin protein ligase activity; chromatin binding
Source: RefSeq, a predicted model, not a curated record